AUGGCUUCGUUGAUGAGAGCCGUCGCACAGUUGGGGCUGGCGUACAACGUCUCCGUCAUCGACGUGCCCGUGCCUACGAUCCUCAACGCGACAGACGUGAUCGUCCGCAUCAACGCCUCAGCCAUCUGCGGGAGCGACUUGCACACCUACCACCAGGCAUUGGGCUCUCCGGACGCACCGUACUUGUACGGCCAUGAAGCUAUCGGCUACGUGUCUGAGGUCGGCGACGCGGUCCAGUUUCUGAAGGUCGGAGACUAUGUUGUGAUACCGGAUAAUGUCGACAACGGGCAUUUCACGGUCGAGCCGGACGUGUACCAGGUUCCGCUGGGGUCUGGCGGGGUGCAGGGAGGCGUGGCGCGGCCGGGGGUGCAGACUGAAUAUGUGCGCGUUCCAUUCGCGGACAACUCCCUAAUUCCCGUCCCGGUCAACGCCAGCACCACCGAGUCCACGCUGCUCGACUACCUCUUCAUCUCCGACAUCUUCGCCACCGCCUGGAGCGGCGUCUCCUUCUCAGGCUUCGAGCCAGGCGACAGCGUCGCCGUCUUCGGCGCCGGCCCCGUCGGCCUCCUCGCCGCCUACUCUGCCAUCCUGCGCGGCGCCUCGAGAGUCUACAGCAUCGACCACGUGCAGAGCCGCCUGGCCCUCGCGGCCUCCAUCGGCGCCAUACCCAUCGACUUCGCCGCCUCGGACCCCGUGGCGCAGAUCCUCGCCCUAGAACCCGGCGGCGUGCGCCGCAGCGUCGAAGCCGUGGGCUACGAGGCCGAAGACGCAACGGGCCAGGUCGACGCGUCCAUCACGCUGCGCCAGGCGCUGAACGUCACCGCGCCGCGGGGCGGUAUCGGCAUCGUCGGGCUGUUCAGCCCAGGGCUCGAGGGCUUCGACGCAGGGCUGGCCUUCGAGAAGACGCUCACGAUCGAGGGCGGCGUCGUGCUGCCGCUGCAGGUCGCGUCGGAACUGGUCCCGCUUGUGCGGUCGGGGCGGGCGACGCCGAGUUUCAUCGUCAGCAGCGUGAUUGGCAUCGAGGAGGCGCCGGAGUACUACGCGAGGUUCGACCGGCGCGAGGAGACCAAGGUGGUGAUUCGAUUCUAG
Molecule: messenger RNA, 1089 nt
Organism: Boeremia exigua
Lineage: Eukaryota; Fungi; Ascomycota; Dothideomycetes; Pleosporales; Didymellaceae
Product: alcohol dehydrogenase
Exons: 2
Coding region: 1-1089 (362 amino acids)
Molecular function (GO): zinc ion binding; oxidoreductase activity
Source: RefSeq, a predicted model, not a curated record